Egretta garzetta (little egret) is the source of this 289-nucleotide messenger RNA. Its product is annotated as histone H4. Gene Ontology annotation, molecular function: DNA binding; structural constituent of chromatin; protein heterodimerization activity. Lineage: Eukaryota; Metazoa; Chordata; Aves; Pelecaniformes; Ardeidae. Gene Ontology annotation, cellular component: nucleosome. Gene Ontology annotation, biological process: nucleosome assembly. The annotation marks the transcript as partial. The transcript has a single exon. The record is from RefSeq and is a predicted model, not a curated record.
AAGGGCGGGAAGGGGCUGGGCAAGGGGGGCGCCAAGCGGCACCGCAAGGUGCUGCGCGACAACAUCCAGGGCAUCACGAAGCCGGCCAUCCGGCGCCUGGCCCGCCGCGGCGGCGUGAAGCGCAUCUCGGGGCUGAUCUACGAGGAGACGCGCGGCGUGCUGAAGGUGUUUCUGGAGAACGUGAUCCGCGACGCCGUGACCUACACGGAGCACGCCAAGAGGAAGACGGUGACGGCCAUGGACGUGGUGUACGCCCUCAAGCGCCAGGGACGCACCCUCUACGGCUUCG